Molecule: messenger RNA, 663 nt
Organism: Microdochium trichocladiopsis
Lineage: Eukaryota; Fungi; Ascomycota; Sordariomycetes; Xylariales; Microdochiaceae
Exons: 2
Coding region: 1-663 (220 amino acids)
Source: RefSeq, a predicted model, not a curated record
AUGGCCUCCAUCAAGACUAUCUUUCUCUCUCUUGUCGCCGCGGCAUCGCUCACCAAUGCCGCGGCUGUUCCUACACAGGAUGGACAAGUUACAGUCGAGACCCGGACACUCUCUGCUCGGGCCGCUCCACAGUGGUACUCCGGUACCUGGGAUAGGUUCCCGGGCAAGAGCACCUGGAAGUCCUUUGAUGAUCUUUUUAACCGUAACGACGAUAUGAUGAAGUACGCCGGCUCGACCCAGAACGACAUCAACCGUAUCAAGACCGGCAUCAACGCCGCGGCGUCCCAGUACAAGAUCGAUAACCGCGUUUUGCUGGCCAUGAUUAUGCAGGAGUCUCACGGCUACGUGGGCGUCCGCACUACCUACUCGUGGGAGGGCAUCCCGACCGCGGGCAUCAUGCAGUGCUCCGGCUGCCCGGGCUUCCCCGGCUUGACCAACCUGUCGCAGGCCCAGAUCACGUCCAUGAUCCUAGCCGGCGCCAAGCACUUCCGCGGUAACCUCGACCGCAACGGCGGCGACGGGUACCAGCCCAAGAGCGUCUACCCUGCUCUCCGCGAGUACAACAGCGGUAACGUUAACCACGCUGACCUUAGCGAUGGCCGUGGUGCUACUCCCAGCUACGUCAGCGACGUUGUCCAGCGUCUUGGCGGCUGGUUCGACUAA